AUGUUCGCCAGUUCCCGACGAAGCUACGCACACAUCGACGAACAAUGCUCAAUGCGAAGCUCGGUGCACUCGGAUGUGGACGCCAAGAAGCGUGGACAGGGGCUGUUUGGUCUACUCACAUCGACGCUCUCACAAUUCAAGCGCGAUGCCGAAAGCGACCGUGCUUCGAGCGCCGCCCAACGCAGAGCGCAGAUCGAAGCUCGUCUUGCCGAUAAACCCAAGCUGCCCGAACGCGCAAUGGAUGCUACCCAACAAAGACGAGCACUCGUAUGGCAAGCUAGACAACUAGCCGAACAAAUUGGCUCGGGCGAUGCACAAAGAAAAACCAUCAGAGCCAUGAAACGACGUAUGGCCAGUUUCCUCUAUACGCCGCAUCAUGCAACAUCAACAAGAGGCCACCAUAGCAGCGCACAUCCCAAUGUCGCACACAGCCACGCGUAG
Molecule: messenger RNA, 441 nt
Organism: Mycosarcoma maydis (corn smut)
Lineage: Eukaryota; Fungi; Basidiomycota; Ustilaginomycetes; Ustilaginales
Exons: 2
Coding region: 1-441 (146 amino acids)
Cellular component (GO): catalytic step 2 spliceosome
Source: RefSeq, a predicted model, not a curated record